Messenger RNA from Hyaloperonospora brassicae, 426 nucleotides. The record is from the annotation of a GenBank genome assembly. Lineage: Eukaryota; Oomycota; Peronosporomycetes; Peronosporales; Peronosporaceae.
AUGGAUGCGUUAGAAGCAAAGGUCGACAAAACGCGGCCUUCAAGAAAAAACAAGUACAGAGAGGAGGAUGGAAACGUCAGCAAUUCUACAAAGCACAUAAAGCAGUCGUCGCUAGCUCACCUUCACUCAGUUUGGUUCGAAGGGUACGCACGUGACCCGCGCUUAUGGAGUGCCCACGGUGAGAAGCAGAAUAAUUCGGACUCGAAGAUGCUCGCUGCCCUCUUGAAGUUGUUUCGUGAGACAGUCUCCACGCUGGACGAGCAAAUAACGACAUACCGCAACGUCGUGUUGGCGCUCGGCUUGCAGGCAGAAGCAAACGUCUUGGCGUUCUUUGGCGAGCGCGGCGUCCAUUCAAAAGGCGCCAAUGCGGUGAUGAAGCAGAUGCGCGCGCUCCAUCGAACCGGCGAGCUGAACGGCAGAAUCUAG